This is a messenger RNA of Nerophis lumbriciformis (worm pipefish), 2607 nucleotides long. The record is from RefSeq and is a predicted model, not a curated record. Lineage: Eukaryota; Metazoa; Chordata; Actinopteri; Syngnathiformes; Syngnathidae.
AUGGGACGUGCCAUGUCAAGGGACGAGAAGCAAAAGUUGAGGACCCAAGUGGUGGAGAUGUUUGACCACGCAUAUCAGAAUUACAUGGACCACGCUUACCCGGCUGAUGAACUAAUGCCGCUAACGUGCAGAGGAAGAGUACGUGGACUGGAACCCAGUCGGGGCGAUGUGGACGAUGCGCUUGGAAAGUUCUCGUUGACCCUCAUAGACACUCUGGACACCCUAGUGGUGUUGAACAAAACAGUAGAGUUCGAGGCCGCUGUCAGAAAAGUCCUGUCCGACGUCAGGUUGGACAAUGACAUCGUGGUGUCAGUAUUCGAAACCAACAUUCGAGUCUUGGGGGGCUUACUGGGUGGCCAUUCCAUGGCUGUGAUGCUGAAAGAAGAAGGACAAUACAUGCGGUGGUACCAGGACGAGUUGCUACACAUGGCGAAAGAUUUAGGCCUGCGGUUACUGCCGGCUUUUAAUACCAGCAGUGGGCUGCCUUACCCCAGGGUGAACUUAAAGUACGGCGUCAGGGGUCCUGAGACGCGGACAGGCACGGAAACAGACACCUGUACGGCGUGCGCGGGAACAAUCAUCCUGGAGUUUGCUGCCCUAAGUCGCUUCACUGGAGAUCCUGUGUUCGAGGCCCAUGCCCGCAGAGCUCUGGACUUUCUCUGGGAGAAGAGGCAGCGGAACAGCAAUCUUGUGGGAACCACCAUCAACAUUCACUCAGGAGAGUGGGUCCGAAGAGACAGCGGCGUCGGUGCGGGAAUCGACUCGUACUAUGAAUACCUCCUCAAGGCCUACGUUCUUCUGGGAGAUGACCAAUUUCUGCAGCGCUUCAAUAUUCACUAUGCAUCCAUCAUGAAGUAUAUUAGCCAACCUCCACUGUUGUUGGACGUUCACAUCCACAAACCUCUGCUUCCCGCUCGGACUUGGAUGGACUCCCUGCUGGCUUUCUUCCCGGGUUUGCAGGUAUUGAAGGGAGACAUCCGCCCAGCCAUUGAGACCCAUGAAAUGUUGUAUCAAGUUACUAAGAAACACAACUUUUUACCAGAGGCCUUCACUACUGAUUUCAGGGUACACUGGGCCCAGCAUCCUCUGCGACCGGAGUUUGCAGAGAGCACCUAUUUCCUUUACAAGGCCACAGGUGACCCAUACUACCUCGAAGCGGGUCGCACCAUCAUGGACAACCUCAACCGCUUUGCCCGAGUUCCGUGCGGUUUUGCCGCCAUGAAGGACGUGCGCACCGGCAGCCAUGAGGAUCGAAUGGAUUCUUUUUUCCUGGCCGAGAUGUUCAAGUACCUAUUCCUGCUCUUCGCUGAUUCCGAGGACCUACCUUUCGACGUGGAGGACUACAUCUUCACCACCGAAGCGCAUUUGUUGCCUCUGUCACUCUCCACGGCGCCUCACGCUUCCUCCGUUCCCCAAAAUAAAACGGUGACAAUCCCACUAGUCCUAAUCUAAAGUUGUGUGGUCAAGAUAUAUCAGUCAGAGGAGGAGUUGGACGACUCCAACUUCGACUGGACCUGCCCCAACACGCGCCUUCUAUUUCCUGAUCCAGCCUUUCCACGUAAUCUGAGGGAACCGAUUCGGAGCGCCGUGGACAAGAGUUGCCCACGUCCUGCGCCUUACAGGGAACCAGGCAUGGGAGCCCCUCCUUUGAGAGCCCAAGACUUCAUGGCGAACAACCGGGAACAUCUGGAGCUGCUGAGGAGGAUGGGCGUCAGCCUCAUCCACCUGAAGGACGGCAGAGUGCAGCUAGUGCAGCAUGCCACACAGGCGGUGAGCCCCAUCGCAGCGGAGGACGGCGUACGCUUCAUGCAGGAGAUGAUGGAGCUUUCCAGCCAGCAGCAGAAGGAGCAGUUGCCUCCCCGAGCCGUCCAGAUAGUCUCACACCCCUUCUUUGGCCGUGUUGUGCUCACCGCUGGACCGGCACAGUUUGGCACCGAUUUGUCUAAGAGCUCCACGGGGGUCCGAGGCUUCGUCACGGUCGCCGAGCCUUACAGCGGCUGCAGCGAGAUCACCAACGGCGACUACGUCCGUGGCCACAUCGCUCUCCUCCAGAGGGGCCAGUGCAUGUUCGCCGAGAAGGCUCGGCACAUCCAGAAAGCCGGCGCCAUCGGCGGCAUCGUCGUCGACGACAACGAGGGGAGCAGCAGCGACACGGCGCCCCUUUUCCAGAUGGCCGGCGACGGCCGUAGCACGGACGACAUCACCCUGCCCCUUCUAUUCCUCUUCCACAAGGAAGGAAACAUCCUGCUGGAGGCGCUCAAGGAGCACCGGGAGGUGGAGGUUCUGCUCAGUGACAAAGCGCGAGACCGAGCAGCCAUAUUCAAAGGUAAACCUCUCCCUGGAAGUCUGUUUGAGGGCAGCGCCGACGUCCACCAGGCGGAGGAGGACUGCCAAACCGACCAAUCCAAGGCGGCGGAAUCCGAAUCGGAAUCGACGGCAUCCCAGGAAGCUGUAGACGCCGCUCCGGCCCAAAUUGAGCCCGACGUGCCAAAAGCGGACUCUGAAGACAAAAAAGCAGACGCCGCCGACCAAUCGGUGAACGAGCUGAUGGCCGAUUGGCGGGACGACUUAGAGGCUUUCCGGCAAAUGGAGAAAGACGAGCUCUGA